UCAAUCUUUCUCUCUCGUCUCCAUCAGUUUCUGGUGGCUGGUGCUAGAGUUUCACAUCUCUCUCUCUCUCUCUAACUCGCAGAGAGAAGGAGAUAGAUAGAAACUAUUGAGAAGGAUGGCUUACUAGGGUUUUCUCGUAUCGUUCAUAUACACGUCCUUUCUUCUUCUUCCUCAUUCACCUGUUUCUUCCUAGCUAUUUAACCCUACUUCGUCUUUAUUUCCCAUUCCUGAGAACCUUAAUUCCCUACCCAGCUUUACCUUAACUUCUCCUUUUUGGUCUUUCUCGGGAUCUGAGAUCUCUCUUUUGCUCGAUCGCGACUAGAGACGAAGAACAAGUUUAUUAUCAGUUCAAUUCCCGAGGACAUCACUUUUCAAAAUUUCCACUUUGUUGUCUUCUUGUUUGUGUGUUUCUCGUCUUUCUUUCUCUGUGCGCUUUUGUGCUUUUUUUGUCUGUUUAUGUUGGACUCCGCCAAGCUAUUAUUGAGCUUGUCGAUGCAAUUGGAAAGGCAGCUUCAUAAAGUCUCUCUCAUCUACCAUAUCUAUCCUACGAUUUAGUGCUGCAGAGACAAGGUUGUUUUUCAUCAGAUCCAUCUGCUGAACAACCCUAUUUGGAGUCAUUACAUUCUUGGGACGGCAACAUAUCAAGGCUUUGAAACUUAUAAAGCAGCGGACAUGAACACAUUUUCACAUGUUCCUCCGGGGUUUCGAUUCCAUCCCACUGACGAAGAACUCGUUGAUUACUACCUCAGAAAGAAGAUAGCUUCCAAAAGGAUUGAUCUCGACGUCAUCAAGGAUGUUGAUCUGUACAAAAUUGAGCCAUGGGAUCUUCAAGAGUUAUGCAGAAUAGGAAGCGAGGAACAGAAUGAAUGGUACUUCUUCAGCCACAAAGAUAAGAAGUAUCCGACAGGAACACGAACGAACAGAGCCACAAAAGCAGGAUUCUGGAAGGCGACUGGAAGAGAUAAAGCGAUCUAUUCAAGGCAUUUUCUGAUUGGUAUGAGAAAGACUCUUGUGUUUUACAAAGGACGAGCCCCUAAUGGACAGAAAUCUGACUGGAUCAUGCAUGAGUAUCGCCUUGAAACUAAUGAAAAUGCAACCCCUCAGGAAGAAGGGUGGGUGGUGUGUAGAGUGUUCAAGAAGCGAAUGACGACAAUGAGAAAGGUAGGAGAAUAUGAAUCACCAUGUUGGUACGAGGAGGCAGCCUCGUUCAUGCAAGAACUUGAUCAAUCUCCUCCAAGGCGUAAUAGUAAUAACAAUAUUUCUCCACCUUACUACUCCUGCAAGCAAGAGUUUGAUCAAUUCCAAUACAACAUCAAUAAUCUUCCCCACGACGCUUUCCUCCAGCUUCCUCAGCUUGAAAGCCCUAAACUCCCCAUCUUCAGCAGCAACGCCUUCGACCAUCAUCAAUAUCAACACUGCAGAAGCAACCAUGGAACCGCCGCCUCAGCCGCCGCCACGACGGCGUCGUUUUACGAUCAACCAGUUGUUUUGGAUCAUAAUGAUCAAGCGGUAAUUACUGAUUGGAGGGUGUUUGAUAAAUUUGUUGCUUCUCAGCUGAGUCAAGAUCAUCACCAGCAACAACAUGGUUCUUCCAAGGAAACCAGUCAUGCCGAUGACGUUGUUGCCGUCACUGAACAAGUUCCUAUGCUGGAAAAUCAGUCAACAACAACGAGGUCGCCGUCGGAGUUGGAGCAGGAAUUUGCAUCGGCGUCCACCACCACCACCUGCAACAUUGAACUAUGGAAGUGAUCCAUCGAUCAAACACACACACACACACACAUGCUUAUUAUUAGAUCCAUGAUGAUGCAUACUAAUUAAUCAUAGUAUAUUGCAGUUUAACGUUGGCAAAUUAAUAUUGCCCCAUCCAUAUAAGUUUCUGUACAUAACAAGACCCUAUAUAUAUAGUUGGAUGAUUGGAUCUCUGGUGGCCCUUGGCCAUCAGAUGGAUGCACCAUAUAUAUAUAUAUAUAAAUAUAAUAUGCCUAUAGCUAGGCUAAUAUUAGUGGUUCUAUAUGUAAACUGUGGGGUCCAGUGUUGAUGCAUAUGUAGUAAUUCUGGGAAUGCAAAAGUUAUGUGUUUUCUAU
Messenger RNA from Neltuma alba, 2084 nucleotides. Its product is annotated as NAC domain-containing protein 7. The record is from RefSeq and is a predicted model, not a curated record. Lineage: Eukaryota; Viridiplantae; Streptophyta; Magnoliopsida; Fabales; Fabaceae. Gene Ontology annotation, biological process: regulation of DNA-templated transcription. Bases 673 to 1749 code for a protein of 358 amino acids. Gene Ontology annotation, molecular function: DNA binding. The transcript has 4 exons.